CCUCUAACGCUGCUUAAGCCUACUAGGAUCGCCAUCCAUGACGAAAGCACUUACUGCUUAGCGAUGUAAGCCGUUGUCUCUUUAGUUGCCGCGAACCAACUGCAGGAGGCUCUUCGUCGACCGUGGUCGAUAGUAAAAAACAAAAACUUCCGUUCGCGUUCUGUGGGUGUUUUUGCUUGCCUGCUGCUGUAACAGCUCAGGAUUUUGUUGCUUGCCCGAACUCCGAAAAGUGUGGCCUGUAUCUCAAUUUUCACUGGAUCUGAAUGCCACCUAGAUUCAUAAAUACAGAUGGCCUAUCAUUUCAUUUUCCUGUUAGUCUCAAUUUGUGGGUAUGUUUCCUCGUUCCCUCAGUCGAAUUACGCCGAUCAGGCAAACAAUGUGGAGUAUAUCGGUAAAGGCCUCCCGGAGCAAGCCACUCUCGAUGGAAAGGUCACGCAGCUUGAUGACCUCAGUCCUAUAAUCACCCUAAAUCGUACGAAAGCCGCGCUAAACUGUGCCGCAGGAUCCAUGCAGGUGGAGUUGAAGUUCAACGACAAAUUCUACGGUAUAGCCUACGCAGACUUCGAUAGGAACUCCGCCUGUCAAGUUUCGGGCAAAGGAGCCUAUAGCUACGAAUUGGAAUUGCCACUCAAGGGAUGUGGAACAAAACAAGGUCCUCAACGUGUUUUCACAAAUAACAUUGUUGUGAGGUUCCAUCCUGGACUCGAAAUGGACGGGGACGAAAUAAUUACCAUAGUCUGUCGGUAUCCACCUCCUGUAGCACCAUUACCUUCGCCAGUUACGAAUAGAAUAUUUGUACCACCAGCUGCCCCGUUGGAGCCUCCAUUGAGUGGUUUCCACAUCUUGUUGAUUAUUUGUGGUAUUCUCUUUUUGUCGCUCUUACUUCUUGGACUGGGUUGUUCGUACUAUUGUUUAAGAAGAAGGACGAUUCCAGCUGUGUACAGAUCCCCACCCUCGGUCCUAGAAACAGAUUCAGAAAUUACGAAACUUUCUGAAAGUUCCGUUGGAAAACUAUUGACGAUUGGAGGAGUGAAGAUUCCACCUGCCCGUGUUUCGGCAGCUUCUGGAAGCGAUACUCUGCCAUCAGAUUAUCCUUCUGAAUCACAUUCCGAAGUUGAAGAUGUCGAAACCCGUUCUCUACCAAUAUCUUCAGCUGGAAGUUACGAAAACAGAGCUUACGUCCAAGAUACCAGUAGUUUUUAUAGCGAACAUUACGGUCAUACCCAAGAACAGACAAUCAAGAACGCUGUUGCAACACCUGCUACCGUAGAAAGAUUACCAAUGCCUAUCAAGGAAGGGCCCAAGUUCGAUGUUCAAGUCAGAGUGAAGAAAGUGCCUCCACCAUCGCCUCCAAGUAUAAGUGAAUCAGACACAUCAAGGAAUCUGUCGACUAUAAUGGAGCAACGUGAAGAAAGUUUGAGGAGUGUUCAGUCACAUCCAGUGGAAAGAACUCACUUCACGUAUGUGCCCGAGUUGCACCCUCCUCCAAAACAUAUUCAGCCAGCACCAACUUUCAAUAGAAUAUUAAGAAGACAACAACAAGAAAUCGCUGAAGAGAUUGAAACGCCAUCGAAAUCUCCACCGAGAGCUCUCGUAUCGCUUGACACUGAAUUAAUGGACACUCGCUCUGUGACAGAAGUGUUUGAUGAAACCCAACAUAAAUUUGUGGCACCUGUCCCUCCGCCCCCUCCUCCAAUAGUUCCUAAACAACAUCUCAUCAAAGAUGAAGCUCCUCCACCAGAACUUCCAAUUCAGAAAGCUCACAAACCCGAAGUUACCUCACACCUGGUUGAUGAUGUCUAUUUGAGAACUAUAACGGAGAAAAAGAGGAUCGAAGAUAUUGAGAGACAUAAGAGAUACGUGACGGAAUACCACACAAGGCCUAAACCAAUUGAAGAUCAAAAAUGGGACGUAACCAUCAGAAAUUAUCCGGUUGAAAUGCCUGAGCCUCCCGACUGGGAAAACUUCUCUGAUAUUUCUUCAGCAUCUAAUCUCACUCUUACUCCUAAGAUGGAGAGAGCUCCUCUUAGUUUGCCUCCUCAGCCUCAAAUAGAUGACGAUAAACUGCCUCUCACUGCACCUGAAAUUGUAGGCAACAUUGCUGCAUAUCCCCCAAGACGAUUUGCUUCUACGCGAGAAGAAGUAACACGCGAAAGCUAUUUAGAAACGUUCAACAUUCCUCCUGAAAAUCCGCAAGUUCCAAAUUGGAAUGUUCUCAUUCGUGUUCUUCAACCACAAGACGAGGAGGGUCCUGUAUUGGAAACUGCCGAACAGUUCAACUCGCAAUUGACGAUGGCAGAUAAGAUGAAGUGGCGGCAAAUUAUUACAACUGAGUCAACACUACGAACCCUUCUCACCGAAGCAACAGUUAGAGAAGAUUUCGAACGAAUCCGAUCCGAUCGAAGAUAUGAAACACUCUUCGAACCACCCAAGUGGGACAUUAUAAUCCGAAUACUAACACCUUCUGAUAAGAAGGGCAAAGGUCAUUACCGCAAGAAGUCCGACUGGGACAAUAGAAGCCGCAGAAGCAGUUUGCCCACUCUUUACGAAUACGAUUCAGACGGAGGAAGUUCUGUGAAAACAUUGACCAACGAGUCAGCGGUUCGUCCGCAAAUUCCUCUACGACUGAGGAAAUCUUCACGAUCCAGUUACAGAAGUGAAGCAGACUUGCGAUCGAUGUCCGAAAUGACAGUCGAUUUUGCCAGACCUGAUCAUGGUGAUUCUCAAUCCGAAGUUUCCAGUUAUUAUCCAGGACCUGGUCGGUACUACGAUGAUUCCGAAACAGACACAGAGUACAAGCCCAGCUCUACACAGCAUCCUUCUUUGACGCGAUCUCUUAGCCAACCAAGUCUUGCAAGAUCAGCUAGUGAGUUCACUGAACGGUGGGUUGCUCCGUCCAGGUACGAUACCGCGAGUGAAUACACUACACCAGAGGGUACACCCAGAUCUCAGCGUAGCACCAGAAUUCAACCAGUUCAUGUUCCUCGUAGUGGGGUCGAACAGAGUUCUGUAUGGGAGCAAUCGUCAAGUGCCCAAGUCGCUCAAGCUCCCGGAGGAGCCAGAAUAGUUGCUCAACAAUACAGGAGCGAAAUGUCUGCUUCUUAUCAACAGUCUGGUCGCCGGAACUGGUUCGGCGAUAACGAUAGUGAAGCUAGUUUCAAAUAACCAGCAGCUGCCAACUGAACUAAUAAAUUAAUUACUAUAUAUUUAGUUGAUUAACAUUGCCCAUAUGUAGUUCUAGUUUUUACACUGUAUAUGUAAAAUAUGCUGACGUUUGUCAGUAAGUAACUAGAACGCUGUGAUAACAACAUAACGAAUGGGAUCGGGACUCUUGGACAUCAGUUUUGGGAUUUCCAAGAGUUCAACACUUGACCUGGUUUUCCACUCGCUCACAACGGAAAUAGUGAGAGACUGUAGAACUGGGUGACAAUUUCUCACAACACUUUUUACAGUUUUCUAAUUAUUUUUUUUUCUCGGCUACUCUACAUGGUGACGGUCUUUGGGGGCUUCCUGUGCAAUAAAACAUGGCGUCUUUUGUCUUCCUUUUAAUUUCACGUUUCAAAAGAUGACGGUGCUAAAUAAUAUUAUUCAUUCCUAAUAUCCUAUUUUGUAAUUUUUCUAUUAAUAAAUGACUUUUUAACAAUUACAUAA
Messenger RNA from Agrilus planipennis (emerald ash borer), 3651 nucleotides. RefSeq lists its product as uncharacterized. Lineage: Eukaryota; Metazoa; Arthropoda; Insecta; Coleoptera; Buprestidae. The record is from RefSeq and is a predicted model, not a curated record. The coding region runs from base 289 to 3165 and encodes 958 amino acids. The transcript has 5 exons.